UAUGCCUAAAGCCCUAUCCGAGGUUGGCCAAACAUUACAACCCAUCACUAGCCGGUUUGCAUACUUCUAACCAAAUAAAAUCCUCAAUGUUAAAGACAAGUUAUAGAUUACAAAAGUUUAAUUAUACAUCUAAAAUCUGUUUUUAAUUUUUGCAGGUAUCAGUGUAUGCACCAUAGCUCUACCUAUCUUCAUUUUCCUUAUCUAUUGGGGAAUUAAGAAAAGACAGCUCAUGAGAUUCUUUAAACAAAAUGGAGGUAUGUUAUUACAGCAACAGAUAGCUUCGUAUAAAGGGGUCCAAGAUAUUGCCAAGAUUUUUACCAUAAAAGAGCUAAAGAGGGCAACCCAGAACUUCCAUAAGAGUCAAAUACUCGGACAAGGAGGGUUUGGUACAGUUUAUAAGGGAAUCCUAUCCGGUGGGAAAGUUGUUGCCGUUAAGAAAUCCAAAAUUAUGGACAAAGCCCAGAUUAUACAGUUUAUAAAUGAGGUUGAUAUCCUCUCUCAAGUCAAUCACAGGCACGUGGUGAAGCUCUUGGGUUGUUGCCUAGAGACAGAGGUACCUUUGUUAGUUUAUGAAUUCGUCUCCAAUGGAACCCUCUACCAACAUAUCCAUAGCGAGAAUAAAGCAGCUAUUCUUUCAUGGGAAAAUCGUUUAAGAAUUUCUGCAGAAUCAGCCGAUGCCCUGGCCUAUUUGCACUCUUCUCAUUCAAUUCCUAUCUUUCAUAGGGAUGUCAAGUCUUCGAAUAUACUACUGGAUGAUAAAUACAAUGCUAAAGUAUCUGAUUUUGGAGCUUCAAGAUUGGUUCCUCUAGAUCAAACUCAAAAGACAACAUUAAUUCAAGGGACUCAUGGGUACAUAGACCCGGAAUGUCUUCCUACAGGGCAACUAACUGAUAAAAGCGAUGUUUAUAGUUUUGGAGUUGUUCUAGCGGAGCUUUUGACUGGGAAAAAUCCAGUUUUUAUAGAUGAAUCUGGGGAACGGAAAGCCCUUGCAUGGUACUUUGUAUCUUCAAUGAAAGAUGGGAAUCUUUUUCGGAUUCUUGCUGACGGAAUAGUGGACAACGAUGGGAACAGACAACAAUUAUUGGUAGUUGCUGAGAUUGCAAGAAACUGCCUAGAGGAUAGAAGGGAAGAUAGGCCUACAAUGAAGGAAGUUGCAAGGGAUCUUGAUACUUUGAAAAUGAUGUAUCAGGAACCAUCAUCACAACAAAUUCAGGAGGAGACUGAUUUUUCUCUAGGUGGACUAUCGGCGAGCUCUAUGGAUCGAACUCAUGAAAUAGAUAGCUGGUAAU
Messenger RNA from Telopea speciosissima, 1289 nucleotides. Its product is annotated as putative wall-associated receptor kinase-like 11. Gene Ontology annotation, molecular function: protein serine/threonine kinase activity; ATP binding. NCBI's taxonomy places the organism in Eukaryota, Viridiplantae, Streptophyta, Magnoliopsida, Proteales, Proteaceae. The coding region runs from base 230 to 1288 and encodes 352 amino acids. The transcript has a single exon. Gene Ontology annotation, biological process: protein phosphorylation; cell surface receptor signaling pathway. Gene Ontology annotation, cellular component: plasma membrane. The record is from RefSeq and is a predicted model, not a curated record.